AUGCCGCGCUCCUUCCUCGUCAAGAGCAAGAAGGCUCACAGCUACCACCAGCCGCGCUCGCCGGGGCCCGACUAUUCCCUCCACCUGGGCAAUGUGCCCGCGCCCGGCCGGGCAGAGAGCACGUCGAGCGCGGGCGAGGCGGAGGCGGAGUCCCGGGGCCGCUUGUCUCCCGAGUCGCAGCUCACUGAGGCCCCCGACGGAACCUCCGCGUCCCCAGGCAGUUACGAUGGCAGCAUCUGUGAUCGAAGCUCCGAGUUUGAGGACCUCUGGAGGCCCCCGUCGCCCUCGGUGUCCCCAGCCUCGGAGAAGUCGGUGUGCCCGUCUCUGGACGAAACCCAGGCCUUCCCGCUCGCCUUCAAGCCGUACUCGUGGAGCGGCCUGGCGGGUACCGACUUGCGGCACCUGGUGCAGAGCUACCGGCCGUGCGCCGCCCUGGAACGAGGCGCCGGCCUCGGUCUCUUCUGCGAGCGCGCCCCGGAGCCCGGCCACCCGGCCGUGGAGUCGGAGCUGCUGUGCACUCGCCUGCUGCUGGGGGGCGGCUCCUACAAGUGCAUCAAGUGCAGCAAGGUAUUCUCCACGCCUCACGGGCUCGAGGUGCACGUGCGCAGGUCCCACAGCGGCACGAGACCCUUUGCCUGUGAGCUGUGCGGCAAGACCUUCGGGCACGCGGUGAGCCUGGAGCAGCACAAGGCCGUGCACUCACAGGAAAGGAGCUUUGACUGCAAGAUCUGUGGCAAGAGCUUCAAGAGGUCAUCCACCCUGUCCACGCACCUGCUCAUCCACUCAGACACAAGGCCCUAUCCCUGUCAGUACUGCGGCAAGAGGUUCCACCAGAAGUCAGACAUGAAGAAACACACCUUCAUUCACACUGGUGAGAAGCCCCACAAGUGCCAGGUGUGUGGCAAGGCCUUCAGCCAGAGCUCCAACCUCAUCACCCACAGCCGCAAGCACACAGGCUUUAAGCCUUUUGGCUGUGACCUGUGUGGGAAGGGCUUCCAGAGGAAGGUGGACCUCAGGCGGCACCGGGAGACACAGCAUGGGCUCAAAUGA
Molecule: messenger RNA, 1050 nt
Organism: Elephantulus edwardii (Cape elephant shrew)
Lineage: Eukaryota; Metazoa; Chordata; Mammalia; Macroscelidea; Macroscelididae
Gene: GFI1
Product: growth factor independent 1 transcription repressor
Exons: 7
Coding region: 1-1050 (349 amino acids)
Cellular component (GO): nucleus
Source: RefSeq, a predicted model, not a curated record